UUUUUUCCCAAGAGGGACAACUUGAACGAUUGGAUGCGACGGUCACUGUGUCACUUCCCUUGCACUCAUUUUUGAUAGAUCUUCUUUCGAUAACCCAAAGGGAAAUCGUCUCAUUUCCCUUGCUUUCUUUGAACUAUAAGAGUACGGUACAAUAGAAGUGCCAGCCAAGUACCAGCCACCGGUAGCAUCGAAACGACCAGUUUCAUACUCCUCUGUUGUUCCUUACCUGAAGAAUUACAAGCUUUCAGAUUAGUGACAAUCAUGUCCAAUCCUCCUGUGGUACCACCACCAGCUCGUCCGAGUGGAGCCUCGUCCACUCCCUCUCAUCAUCGAGGACCCCACGAUGUGGCCAUUACCAUUGACAAUGAUCAUGAUCAUCAUCAUCAUAAUUCUGUCUUGUACAAUCGAUUUCGCCACGCAUCGGAACGAGAUGUGGAUUUUGACCACGAUGUGUUGCAUCGGGGCGUCCGCGAUGCCGGACGGUGGGCGUAUGGAACCAUUUAUGUGGAAGUCUGGGUCUGGAAUGAACACAAGACCCGUUUGUUUCGACCUCCCGGUGGAUGGUGGCUCGAUCCCGUCUUUCAUCAGCAACAACAUGCUCGUCUCGAACAAAAUGUCGAUGGACAACAAACCACCAGUGGUACCACUACUACUGAGUUGAGUCAUCGCGAAGAUUGUCCACUCUGUCAAUUGACCGAUCCCACGUUGAAAACAUAUGUACCGGCACUCCCACUGUCCAUUGGAGAAGGACUUCCGGGAGUGCUUUGGGCCGAACUAGAAGGGGCCGCAACCAGCACAUCCACAGAGCGUCCUAGUAACUCCGGCGCUUCGUCGCGACGACGGGCGUCUAUAAGGGACUUGCGUGUUCCGCCACAAGAACGUCCUCUAGUAUGGCGACAAGUCCAAUCGAUUGCCAACGAUCCCGAUCAACCCUUUAAUCCCCGUCUUCAAUUGAUUGCCGCACAACAAACGGCCUCGCAAGUGGGAUGGGCGGCCGCUGUCAAAUUCAAUGACGCUCAUGGCGGUUUGGUCAUGUACUUUGCACGCUCCAACAUUUCCCUGGAACGACUUCGCUAUCCGACCAAUGAACGCUAUCUUCGCCAGUCGGCGGCGUUUAUUGGAUCGGCGUAUGCCUUAAGACAACCGCGACAGGCGUGUAUUGCUCUGCGCAAAGAAGAAAUGCAUGCGGCUGUCAGUCAUGUCAAGGAGAAAAUUCGAGAAAUUGGACGAGAAGCACUGGCGGCUAAAUUGAUGAAACCAACAACAUCCAAACGACCCACUACAGCAGGCACAACAACCACAAUUCAUCCAGAACAUCCACCCGAGACUACUACAACAUCUACUACUACAACGUGCCAAGACAAUCGCGCCUGGCAUUUCGUGUCACACCAUUGGACUCGUAUUCUGCGCAAGUUGCAAGGAGGCAACGCUCAACCACCCCCCGGGUUUGGAUGGACCCAAACGGCGUGGACAUUUACGGGCGUCUUUUUGACACUGCUUAUGCUGACACGGACCAAUGUCUGGAUCAAGGAGAUGUGGGGGGACGACAAAGUCAUUGUCCUGGGACCUUUUGGAGCCCUCAUGACACUCAUGUACGGACUCACACAGGCGCCGGCAUCGCAACCGCGUAAUGCCUUGUUGGGACAAACUCUUUCCAUGGCCAUUGCCAUUGGUGUCUCGGAAAUACCUGACAUGCCAAGUUGGAUCAAACAGAGUUUGGCUACGGCACUCGCUGUCACGGUCAUGGUCAAAUUGGGUAUUACCCAUCCACCGGCCGGAGCGGCCGCACUCUUGUUUGCCACGGGAAACUUUGGAUGGUACAAUUUCUUGGCCUGUCUGAUUGGCAAUGGUCUGGCGGUGGGGGCCGCAACGCUCAUUAAUGAUUUCAAUAUGGAUCGACAAUAUCCGACCUAUUGGGGAAUCAGUGAUUACAAGGAAAAGGUGCAAUCUACACUCUUUCGAUACAGUAAAGUGGACAGUAGUGAUGAGCAGGAAACUACGAAGAAAGAAGUGGAGAUGCCCGAAAUGAAAAAGGCUUGAAAUGGAAUGGGAGCAAAAAUGAAAGGAACCAUUCGUUUUUACUUGCGUGAGCCCAAAGAAGCUCUGUAAAAUAGGACCCAAGAAUUGGUACUUGUCUGAUUCAAGUGCGAUUUAUGCUUGCCGGCACUACAUUAGCUACUAGUACCGGUAGCUAGCUAGUAGUACCGUUUCAAGGGUUUGCUAAAAAUACGGUACGAUACUGUACGCUUAACCAGUUCCACGCUCCGAAGUCUUCCACGUUCACAGGUCCAGGCGGGAGUCCAAUUAAGCCGUCAGAGCCAGAAAUCGAGGUCGAGUCUCAGUCUGUCGCGGGAGUCAAGCCCGGCCGACGACUGGCGAUUUUGUUUUCUAACAAAACUUCCG
Seminavis robusta is the source of this 2403-nucleotide messenger RNA. The record is from the annotation of a GenBank genome assembly. NCBI's taxonomy places the organism in Eukaryota, Bacillariophyta, Bacillariophyceae, Naviculales, Naviculaceae.